Messenger RNA from Phascolarctos cinereus (koala), 2793 nucleotides. Lineage: Eukaryota; Metazoa; Chordata; Mammalia; Diprotodontia; Phascolarctidae. The record is from RefSeq and is a predicted model, not a curated record.
CUGGAGGCCAGCACCUGGUAGUGGGCCCCUAACCCCGUGAGAUUACCACACCCCAAGCAGCUUGUUCCGGGACAAACCGUACCAUAACGUGUUCCUGUCAGGGCUAACCGCAAGAUGUCGCCACACCGCCCCUGGAAAGUCCCGGAGGCCCAUUUUCCCCUUUUGCCCCUCCCCGCUUUUGCCCUAUAUAAGCUUGUAACGCUCAAAAAUAAAAUUAGACCUUGCCUACCAUCCUUUUGGUCUCACUCCUCCUUUUCACCCAUUCCCUUCAGCCAGGGUCCUCCUCGACCCCCCACGUAUACUGGCCCUGCAGGUCGGGGCAAGUGGCGCCCAACGUGGGGCUCGAGGUUCGGACUUCUGCCAGGCGGACCAGCAUUGAGAAACGAUUCGUCGCGACCCCCUCCUUCUCAUCGCUCAUGAAGAGCCCCUGCGUUUUGAUGAGGUCUGCCCUUGGUUUAUGGUUACCGGCCCAGAUAUUCAUCCGGGAAAGUGGCAGAAGAAAAUGACGAUCCUCGUAAUUUUCCUCCUGUUCCGUGGGAGCCACGGUGGUUUUCAAUCUCCUGACCCAGUAGCGCUCAGCCGUGCCCUCUUUGGAAGCCCUUGUGACUGCGGCGGGGGCACGUUCACUGUCCGUCCCGCCACCUACACGCAAGAAGUGGACUGCGGGGAAAAGACAGCCUACCUCGCCUACCGUCAUUCUAUCACGGGCGUCUCCAAACCCAAGUGGGAAUGCGUAAGGAAGCCCCGAGUUAUCCCUCCGAAUGGUGGCCAGCCCGGGCCUUGCCCCAGUGAUUGCAACUACCUUGAGGCCUUGCACUCCACAUGCUAUAGUUCUACCCAGCAGUGCAGUGGCAGCUCAGGAACAGUCUAUCUUACUACAAUACAGGAAAGAGAAUAUGGUGGCUCCACAGGAGGGGACUGGGCGCAUAUAACUAGCCAAGGCCUACGUGGAAGUACCAAUAAGUAUGCUCAGGCUUCCUGUCGUAAAGAAAAUAUUGGAAAAAAUGUCUGUUGGCCCCUUCAUGCACCUGUCCAUAUCUCUGAUGGGGGUGGCCCUACAGACCAAAUUAGGGAACAUGAGGUUAGGGAACGAAUAAAUGAAAUAAUUAAGAGUAUGUAUCCCCCCAUCCAUUACCAUCCACUUGCACUGCCCAAACCCCGGGGAACGGACCUAGAUGUCCAAACUUCAGAAAUCCUUGAAGCAACACUUAAGGCCCUUAAUUACUCUAACCCUGAUUUGGCUGCCGAUUGCUGGCUGUGUAUGGCCCUUGGCACACCUAUGCCCAUAGCUUUGAUGUCCAAAAAUGGCUCCACAUCCACAAAUUGCACACUUAGUCCACCUUUUAAGGUACAACCUGUUGGUCUCCGCCCCUCUCCUUGUAUCCAAGCCCCAUUUCAGAAUUCCACUGCUGAUAUUGAUGUUGGUUUUGCUACCUUUGCUAAUUGCUCUGAAGUCAAAAACUAUACCUCACAGGAACCUCUCUGUCCCCUGCCGGGACAACUUUUCGCCUGUGGGGGAAAUAUGGCCUACUCUGCUCUCCCCCAGAAUUGGACAGGACUCUGCACACAAAUUUCAAUCCUCCCUGAUAUCGACAUCAUUCCGGGAGAUGAGCCUGUCCCACUGCCCAGUUUUGAUUAUAUUACUGGAAGACCCAAGAGGGCUGUUGCAUUUAUCCCCCUCCUUGUUGGCCUUGGGAUUACAGGGGCACUCGCUACCGGCUCUGCCGGCAUAGGAGUUGCUGUUGAUUCAUAUACAAAACUAUCCCAUCAAUUUCUUAAUGAUGUGCAAACCCUCUCGGGGACGAUAAAUGACCUUCAAGACCAAAUUGACUCCCUGGCGGGAGUCGUUCUUCAGAAUAGGAGGGGCCUAGAUUUACUCACGGCAGAACAAGGGGGAAUUUGCUUAGCCCUACAAGAAAAAUGUUGCUUCUAUGCAAAUAAAUCUGGGAUAGUGCGGGAUAAAAUCAAAAAACUGCAAGAGGAUCUGAUUGAAAGACGCAGAAAACUUUUUGAAAAUCCCCUCUGGAGUGGCUUGAAUGGAGUCCUCCCAUACCUCCUCCCUCUUCUUGGACCUUUAAUUGGUCUCCUCCUACUUUUUUCUUUUGGACCUUGGGCCUUUACCAGACUAACCUCUUUCAUUAAGACGCAGAUUGAGGCUUCUCUUAAAAACACCGUCAAUAUCCAUUACCACCAACUUGCUUCGUCAGAAGAUCCUACUGAUACCAUGGAAGAGGGUCUCCAGUUCUCGAAGCUCGUGCAUCCGGAAUCUCGCUGCUCGCGGUGGUGGAGAAAUAUUAAGGAUAAAAAGUGAUCUGGCAGCUGUGAGAGAGCCCAUGACGGGAAUAUUGAGGUCCCAUGUUUCAAAAAAAGAUCAGCGCGGCUGCAGUUGUUUCCCCAUGACGGGAAUAGAGUGAGGCCAUGAUGGGUUACAUCGUGGGGUCCCCCUCGCUUAGCCUAAGACAGGGACCACUGCCACUAAUGCGCUUUGAACAUGGAGGCCGACCUCAUAGCCUAAGACAGGCCUCUCACCUGCUAUUUUAAAUACAAAAUGGGGGACAUGCUGGAGGCCAGCACCUGGUAGUGGGCCCCUAACCCCGUGAGAUUACCACACCCCAAGCAGCUUGUUCCGGGACAAACCGUACCAUAACGUGUUCCUGUCAGGGCUAACCGCAAGAUGUCGCCACACCGCCCCUGGAAAGUCCCGGAGGCCCAUUUUCCCCUUUUGCCCCUCCCCGCUUUUGCCCUAUAUAAGCUUGUAACGCUCAAAAAUAAAAUUAGACCUUGCCUACCAUC